Phalacrocorax carbo (great cormorant) is the source of this 6087-nucleotide messenger RNA. The record is from RefSeq and is a predicted model, not a curated record. Lineage: Eukaryota; Metazoa; Chordata; Aves; Suliformes; Phalacrocoracidae.
GCCCCUCCCGCGCCCGCCGUCGGCGUUCGCCGGGUCCCGCUCGGUGUCUGGCGGCGGCGGCUGAGGGAGCCCCGCCGCGACCCGCGGCCGCUCCGCGCCGGGAGGAGCCGCCCGCAGCGUGGGGGCCGCCCCCGCCCGGGGCUGCCCAGCCCCCGCCCUCGGGGCGCAGGAGAUUCAGUUUUAGAAUCGUGUGGAGGCUGUUACCACUUGCCUUAGAAUAUUCGAACUAGACACCAGGGACCAGUUCUCUCUUCAGGUUAGUUCGAGAUGGCAGACCAGAGGCAACGUUCCCUCUCUACCUCUGGAGAAUCAUUAUACCACGUGCUGGGGUUGGACAAGAAUGCCACUUCAGAUGAUAUCAAAAAGUCAUACAGGAAACUUGCUUUGAAAUAUCAUCCUGAUAAAAACCCUGAUAAUCCAGAGGCAGCAGAAAAAUUCAAAGAGAUCAAUAAUGCACACGCAAUAUUGACCGAUGCCACAAAGCGAAACAUCUAUGAUAAGUAUGGUUCUCUGGGUCUGUAUGUAGCAGAACAGUUCGGUGAAGAAAAUGUGAACACAUACUUCGUGCUAUCCAGCUGGUGGGCAAAGGCCUUGUUUGUGUUCUGUGGGCUCAUCACAGGCUGCUAUUGCUGUUGCUGUCUGUGCUGCUGCUGUAAUUGUUGCUGUGGGAAGUGUAAACCCAAACCUCCUGAAGGUGAAGAGCAGGAAUACUACGUCUCUCCAGAGGACUUGGAGGCACAGUUGCAGUCAGAUGAAAGGGAGGCCUCAGACGCACCUAUUGUGAUACAGCCAGCAUCAGCCACGGAGACGACCCAGCUCACAGCUGACUCUCACCCCAGCUACCACACUGAUGGAUUUAAUUAAGUUAAGGAAUCACUGUAAUUAGAAUGGAUAAAAAAAAAUUACAUGGCCAACUCAACACUAGAAUCAUGAACAUUAGAAGUAGGGAAUGGGGAGGGGGAAUAAUUCUGCCACAGUAAGACGGCAGCUUUCCAACCUGCCGAAAAUAUUUUGUAAUCCCUUCAGCCUUUUGUCACCUUUCAGUGUCGUAUCUUGACGAUACGUGAAGUGCUGUAGCAUGCAGUAUUUAAAGCAGUUUAGCUACGGUCUUAUUUGUUUCCUUUCUUUUUUUUGUUCCCUUUUUUUUUUAUAGCAUGUAUGGAGUUAUGUUAAAUGUCUGUGGUGUAAUGUAUUGAGUUGUCACAAUAUAAGUGUGAUGGAGACAUUCUGCAUUCUAAGCAGUGCUACUGGCCUAAAAAUGAGAUUUAAAAAGAAAAAAUUUCACAGAAGCCACCAUUCUUCUAUACAGCUGAGCUGUUGAAGACCUUUAAAAGUUCAUGAUUUUCAUUUGAGUGCAACAAACCAGUUCUUUUAUUCCUUCUUCUAUUCCUAUGUUAUCUAAGCAAGUUUACAAAGCCAAGAACCAAAAAAUGCCAGUCCUGCAGAGCUGGAGUUCUCUUUAAUGCUGGUGUUCAGCUUAAAUAAAUCUACCUUGAAAAAUAAGAAGGGAGAGUUUCCAAUCUUUGAACAGCAAUUUAUGUGUAAGGCGAUCUUCAGUGACAACAUAACCGCAAACUGUAGUUUGUCACAAAACCAACGGUGAAUGGGUUUGUUCGGUGGUGGCAGUGGGAUUUUAACUUCAAGCAUGAUUCUGUUUUGGUUUGAGUUCAGUCAUUUUCCUGAAUUGCUAAAGACCAAAUAGUGCAGCUUUUUUUUUUGAAUGCAUGAGAAUCUUAAAGUGAAACUGGUUAAUUGGUUUUUCACUGAGCAAGUGAGUAAAACGCAGACAGCAGGCAACAGCGUAAAUGUUUAGAAAAAACUGGGUUUUAAACACUUGUUCUAAUAAUUUGAGAUAGUGAUAGACAAAUGGGGUAUUGUGUGUCCUUUUUUUUUAAAGCUUUUAUAAUACGCUGUCUCUAAUUUUCUCAUGAACGUCUUUGUGGAGUACUUAUGGCUUUUUAAGAACACACCUUUGUGUUUAUAUUGUGUAAUUUGCACAUUGUCUUGCAUUUAGACUUGUUUACACCAAUGUGUUUCUUUUCCUCAGAACAACUAUGAGGAAACCAUUGAAAGGUUUCCUGUACUAUUUUGAAACCAAAUCACAUUCAAUACUGCUCUAGAAAUACAGUUUAUUGCGAUUUAACUGUUAACAAAGCAUUUUAGGCAGCUGCUGAAUUGCUGGUAUAUUUUGUUGUUAAUAAUCUUGCUUUAGAUGACAUGGAAUCAGGAUCUAGAACAGCUACCAGAGAACCUACACUUGGCACUUUUAGCAGUUAAUUACAGCCUCUUUAAUUUUGAUCUUUGUGGUUUUAUAUCACAAUGCCUCUACCGUCCUUUGUAUCCCCCAUCUCCCCUUUUCAUUUUUCACCUAUUUCUGUCGAGAGGCUAUUUACAGCCUUCCACCUGGUGUUUGCUUUGAAGGUCUUUCAUGCUGCUCUGUUACGAGAUCCAGGUGUUACUUUUGAAUGGGGUAAAGCACUGUCGGUCUGCAAGAAAACCAUCAGAAAAUGAAGGUGACUCUCCUGCCAGAGGAUUGUUCUGAAUAUAUUUUCACACUAUGUUUGCAUGAGCUGAAAAUGAUGGAGCGCAUAAAAUCUGACGUGAAUCUGUGUUAAACAUGCUGGGUAGAAGAAAACGUUCUUAACACGGUCUCAAUGCUAAGUGAGGGAUGUUUGCAAAAUCAGGCUUCCCUGUAGCUGUUGGUACAAGCACAUGUUUGUUGCCUGCAUGUGAGCUUGUUGCAAAUAAGCAUGCUUGUGUUACCACAUCAGGUCCCAAAAAUUCAGAAAGAAAUGUUACUCUUAAAUAACUGGCUAGACCUCAGUAGCACGCUUGUUGAGUCAUUUCUUCCACGUUGAUCAUUCUUUUAGACAUGAAACUUGGUGGUACUGGAAGAUACUUUUGUCUGGAAAACUCUCUUGGGUGGUUUUGAGGACAGUCGCGUCUGAUUUGGUUUGAGGUCCUUAUUUAACUAAAGUCUUUGUGUGACCCCUUGGAAUGAAAAGCAAUCUUUAGGCUUAAAAAAAUAACAUCACAUUGGCUGUCCUUACAGACUUUUCCUGAAGCCUGUUCUUGAUGUCAAAUUGCACGCUGGAAUAUACUUGAAUAUCUGCAGGCUUUGUCCCCUAAAACCUCGCUGGUUGCAACUGCCCUUAUCUGUGCAAAUAUAUUCUUGGUUAAAAAAAAUAAAUAGUGCUAGACAUUUGGUAAAUGAGCAUAGUUGAUCAGAGUGACGCAGUAGAACGAGGAAAAGGCUGUUUCCCAUGCACUGUAGUUUGUUAUACUCUGUGGCCCCUUGUUCAUCUAGACGGGCAACACAAAGCCAGUUGUUUCGGUUGUUGCUGCAGCUGUGACCCAGUGACGCUGGGGGCUGGAUGUCGGUGUUAAUUUGGAGUAAUACUCUUGUUUCUUAACACCUCUGGGCUACUUCCACUGAACUAGAAAGUCUGGGAGGAGGUUGUGGCUCUGGGGAGGUGUGUAACGCACCUGGAGUUGCUCCGCAGGCUCCCGAUGGCAGAACCGAAAUGCGGGCAGCAAAUGAGGAUUAGAGGCGAUACCAUUAUCAGUGUUUCCCACUGCUUGGGAGAAGAUGACAUUGAGGAUAAAUUUGCUGUUUUAGCAAGGCAUGGGUUUGAGAGAGACUGCCUUCCUUUCAGCUGUGUCUGUGGGUGGUGUGUGAAUAGUAAAUUAGUCUGUAUGCUGUUAUAUGCCAGAAUGAUGUUGGAUGCUCCAAGGGAGACUACUCUGAGAUCACAGUUACAGGGAAUGACGGGAAAACACGUUUUUAGAUGCAUAUUCAUGGUUUUGGAAACUGUUUUAAGUUUGUCUAUGUUACUCUGUAGUCUCUGGCUUCAAGAUUGUUGAGUAUUAAUGCAGUUGGUGAAGUAUAUAAGAAAGCAGCUUAAACAUUGUUUUUUUAAAACAACUUGUGUAAUUGGAAGGUAAGUAGGUUAAUGCCCACUGUUUUUCUGCUCUUGUAGGUAAGGUACAGGAGUAUCCUGGGCUCUAACACCAGUUGCACUUCGAAAGGCCAUGUUGAAUCCUAGUGAAUGCAAAGUUGUAUUGGAAAUAAUGGUUAAAAAUCUGGUGCAGAAGAUUGCUCAGCAGUUCUGAGCUUGGGCGGAUGGAGCUGCAGUGUCCCCACCAGAGCCGCAGUAGCGUAGUGUUGCAGGCACUGCAGCCCCUUACCUGGCUUACAUGCAGAAUGUUUCCUUCCAGAAUUAAACCUGAGCACUCUUGAUCUCUGUUCAGCGUGUUGCCGGAAUCAAAACUUGAGCUUUGGGUUUUCAUUUUGUGUUUUUUGUUUGCUUGUUUUGAUGGGAUAUUUCGGCUGGGUUUUGGUUUUUUUGUUUUGUUUCUUAAGAGCUGUAUAAUUUUUUACAAGUUGUCCAGGACCUCCAUUUCAGUAGUUCAGCCACCUCCAUCUAGCUCAUCGAACCUCUUCAGCACCAAUUUUCUUAGCACUUGUAGCUCCUCCUGAUGAGGAGAAGUAUCGGGGAGAAUCUGAUCUGGAGAGCUUCCACUGGCUGGUGUUAAGGACCACUGACUUUAUUCCCAAGCUGUGUUGCGUGGAGAACCAUUUGUAGCUUAGGGUGAGCAGGGAAAGCUACUGCCUCGCUCAGAGCGUGCUGAGGUACCAUCCCUCCUGGCCGCGGCCGAGCUGCUGGAGGAGGAGGUGGUGCUGGACCUGUGGUGCCCCAUCCUCCCUGGGGAUGGAAUCCCCAACGCACUGUAGUACAAGGAAUUGUACGCUCCACUUGAAGUGACCGAAGGGGCACCGCACCUGUUAAAUGCCAGUUUCAUUUUGUUAGUGAAGUUUGUAGGAAAUUCUUAAAUAUUUAUCUGUAUAUAAAUUUGUUUAUGUAAACCUCAGUGGUGUCUGAUAGGGUUAGAUUUCUGCUGGUUCCAUGCAGUGAUGUUUUAGAGCCAUGUUACCUUUUUAGUAUUAUUUUUAGAUUUGUAAUAUUUUUAAACUGCUUUAGAUAUUAGUGCUCAUAGUGUACUUAAAACAUGAUGCUCUUCGAGGUUUGGGUGAGCACAGCCUGCAGCCUGAGCAGGAACACCUGCUGAGGAGGAAGGCUUGAGCACGGAACUGAGAAAUACCGAGUCCUGCAGCAGUGCUGUAGUCGGGGGAAUAGAGUUUUCAAAACCCUUCAUGUCAGCCUAUGAACACUACAGGUGUAACCAGGGCAGGAGCCUGACUGAAAAUAUAUUUCUGUCCCAUCUGUGAAGCGGUUGUGUUGUGUGGUGUAGGGGGGCACCAGUGUGCUUUUGGGGGAGGUUCUAUCAGAGCAUUUGUACUGUAUGCGCUCCUUGAGAGAGGUACCUGCUUUUCUCAGCUAGUUUGUGUCCUUCGGUGUUCUUGACAUUUCCAGAUAAUUUAGGAAACGUGUUUGUGCUGCAGGCUUUCCUACCUGAUGUGACUGGAUAUCGGCGUCAUGUUGAACAGGAGACUCUUGCAAGGUGGUCAGGGAGGCUUUUGGAGCCCCCACCUCAUGUUCAUAAUUCUGGAUGCUGUUUAAAUAUGCAUUAAUCUUAGAGCACUGAAAAGUAACUCCCCCCCAGUACAAGUGUUUAUAUUGUAAGGUCGGUAUAAACUUAACAUGCUUAAUUAUUUGAUGCCGCUUCUCUGUAUUAUAGUGGAAAUCAUCUAGUUUGUAGCGUAUCAUUACACCAACAACUGCUUAAAAUAUCUUGAAAGAAAUGUAACUGAUAGCUAAAAAGGUGGCAGGAAAUUUGUCAGUGUUGAAGUCCUGAAAGAACUGUGUGGUCUGCUCCACGUCCUGCGCUGGGAGGCUUAUGUACUAUCUGGGACUCGGCGAGACUGAAAUUCCCAUUUCCUUCCAAGAAGAUGCUUUCUUUACAAGAAGAAACCGCGUGAAGGAAGCCGUCUGUCUGAUGUUUGCACAAGCCAAAUGCCAUAAAUCUGGAAGACAAACCUUCGUUUGGAAAUCAAAUGCCAACAUUACGUGCACAGUUAUUUUUUUCUUGUUAAAAGGCUAGAUGCUGGGAAUUUCUGAUGGUUAUAUAUAUAUGUAUGUAUAUGUAUAGAGGAAGCUCUUAUAUAAAGUGGCCAUUCAUUCUCGA